Lodderomyces orthopsilosis Co 90-125 is the source of this 1248-nucleotide messenger RNA. It is a transcript of the gene CAC2, whose product is annotated as Cac2p. Gene Ontology annotation, biological process: DNA replication-dependent chromatin assembly; nucleosome assembly. The record is from RefSeq and is a predicted model, not a curated record. NCBI's taxonomy places the organism in Eukaryota, Fungi, Ascomycota, Pichiomycetes, Serinales, Debaryomycetaceae. Gene Ontology annotation, molecular function: protein binding. Gene Ontology annotation, cellular component: CAF-1 complex; nucleus. The transcript has a single exon. Bases 1 to 1248 code for a protein of 415 amino acids.
AUGAAUGCCAUUACAAUAGCCGUUCAUUGGCACGACGAAAACAAACCCAUCUACUCAUUAGACUUGCAACCAAAUACAACUCAACACCAAAUUUCAAGAUUAGCCACAGGAGGUGGAGAUAAUAACGUACGGAUCUGGAAAUUUGUUGACAAUUCAGUUGAGUACCUAUCUACAUUGAGGAAACAUACUCAAGCUGUUAAUGUUGUCAGGUUCAAUUCGAAAGGUGACGUCCUUGCAACUGCAGGAGACGAUGGUUUCGUCUUCUUGUGGUCAAAAAGUGAUACUAUUAUCAAGGAUUUGGGUGAUGAAGAAGAUGAAGAUAUGAAAGAAAGUUGGCAGUGCGUUGGGAACAUUACAAUUGGCAAUGAAUUGGUUGACAUAUGCUGGUGCGAUGGCUAUUUGGCAAUAGGAUCGAUGGAUAAUACAUUGAGGGUGUAUCAUAUUGUUGAGAAUGGAAAGAAAUUAGUGGGAAAGCUAGUCCACACCUCGGAAAAUAAUGAUCAUUUCAUCCAAGGUGUAGCAUUCUCAAAACGUUAUUUGUUCACACAAUCUGCUGACCGUAGCAUUGUUUCUUAUAAGUUUGAUGAUGAUGGAUCAUUAUCACUACUUCAUAAAUUCCAAAAACUUGGAGGUACUCAAAUGUACCAAUCAGAAAACCUCCAGUCAUUUUUCAGAAGAUUGAGCUGCUCUCCCGAUGGGUCAUUAUUGAUAACCCCAGCAGGAUUAGAUGAAAAUGGGUCAAAUUGUGUCUACAUUUAUUCGAUAGCUAAUUUGCAAAGUGGACCAGUCAUCAGAAUAAGUGGCUUUAUAAAACCAGCAAUUAUCGUGUCAUUCAAUCCUAAGCUAUAUAAACUGCUGAGCGAAACACUGAUAUUACCGUAUAAAUUGAUAUUUGCUAUUGGAACGUUGGAUAGCAUAGUCAUUUACUCAACAGACAAUAACUUUAAACCUUUGGGACAGGUUUCCAACAUACAUUAUCAAGCUAUAACUGAUCUUACCUGGGAUGAAAAUGGCCAAAAGUUACUAGUCGGUUCGAUGGAUGGAUUCUGCUCUGUGGUGAAUUUUGAAGCCGACAUUUUUGGCCCCUUGUAUGACGGUCCAAAGGUUGAGAGUCUACAUUCGGAUAAAGUGCACCUUGAAACAACUGCAACCCCGCCUUCGCCGCCAAAGAAGCCAGCUCCUACAAUCGAUACGUUUUUCAAAGAUAAGAAGGGCAAGAAACGAAUUACACCCACAUUGAUUCUGUAA